This is a messenger RNA of Brienomyrus brachyistius, 7571 nucleotides long. Its product is annotated as somatostatin receptor type 2-like. Gene Ontology annotation, biological process: cellular response to glucocorticoid stimulus; cellular response to estradiol stimulus; neuropeptide signaling pathway. The coding region runs from base 2984 to 4132 and encodes 382 amino acids. Gene Ontology annotation, cellular component: membrane; neuron projection. The record is from RefSeq and is a predicted model, not a curated record. The transcript has 3 exons. Lineage: Eukaryota; Metazoa; Chordata; Actinopteri; Osteoglossiformes; Mormyridae. Gene Ontology annotation, molecular function: neuropeptide binding; somatostatin receptor activity.
GUUUAACUUAACGUCGGUUAACAAUUAAAGUGCACUGUUAUCCCAUCGUUAAACCUUUCAAUACAUACAACUUUUUCUGUAACAAGGGAAUUUAAUCACAACAUCAAGAAGUAAGGAGUCUUUGGGAGGUGGCGACAUGCUACUGCAUCAGAAACUGCACUUUUCCCACUCGAUCUUCCCCUGCUCCACACACUCUCUCUCUCUCCUAUCUCUCUCUCCCUCUCUCUCUCUUUCAUUCCCUUCAUCACCGCUGCCUUUGCGCUUCCGACCAUAGCCACUAAGUGACUGUAGUUACUGGCAACAGGACGACGACGAUCACCGUCGGUCUAUGGGACUGUGCGUGUUCGUGCAAACCGUACCUACCUAUUUAUAGCCUACACAUAAUUUCAAAAGAAAAUAACGCAAAUGAGUAUUGAGUAUUAAGCUUAGGCUCUCUCGCGAAUGAAGAUCAGCCUCAUAGCUGCCCGUGUUGUGUUGAAUGAACAGGUGCGGACGGAAUCUGUCAGGGUUCGUGCGGGAAUGCGGAUUUCGCUGGGAAGUUACACUUCGGCGGUAAAUGACGGGAAAAGAUUCACGUUCCCCGCACUUUGGGGGUGUUUAUAACUGAAGGGUAUUUUCUGUUGGUACCCUAAUGACGCUGGAAGCAUGAUACUAACCAGUACUACGUGUUUUUUCGUGCUCGUACUUAGCUGACAAUAACGAGGAGUUAGAAAUCCGGAUUAAUCUCAGAUACUACUGAUUGCCAAAAGGAUGUCUCCAUCCAUCCAUUUUCCAAACCGCCUAUCCUACUGGGUCGAGGGGGAUCCUGAGCCUAUCCCGGAAGCACGAGGCAUGGCACGAGGCAUGGAACAACCCAGGAUGCGGGGCCAGCCCAUCGCAGGGCACACUCACACACCAUUCACUCUCACACUCACACCUACGGGCAAUUUAGCAACUGCAAUUAGCCUCAGGAUGUUUUUGGACUGUGGGGGGGAAACCGGAGUACCUGGAGGAAACCCCACGAUGACAUGGAUGUCUCAUGAACCAUUUAUGGUAUUAUUUGAUCCCACGAGAUGCUACUGUUGGCUUCCUUUUGGCACAUUUUGAGUAAUUUCUUUGAACAGACUGCACCAUCUAGUGUAGUCAAAAAAUACAGCCAAUUUCUGAGAUUCCGGAACCACUACAUCUGGCACCGGCAAUCACAAAAAUUCAAAAUUGUUUUGCAAUGUGAAUUAGCCACACCAAUGCUUAUCCAAACCUGAACCUCUUGACCCUGGCUGUGUGCUGUAUGUCAGUUGCAGCCACUUAAUUCACUAUUUGGUGGAGGCUGUUUGUGCUACGUAACAAGCAGGUAUACCUAAUAUACUGACCACUGAGUACAUGUAAGUGGCAAAUGGUUUGCAUUUAUAUAGUGCUUUUCUACUCUUACAAGUACUCAAAGCACUUUACAUUUUAUGCCUCACAUUCACCCGUCCACACACAUCAUUCAUACUCCAGUGGCGAAGGCUGCCAUGGAAGACACCAACCUGCACACCGGGAGCAAUUUGGGGUUCAGUGUCUUGCUCAAGGACACUUUGAUGGGGUCAGGAGGAACCAGGGCUCGCACCUGCAACCCUCUGUUUGCUGAACGAUAGCACUACCUCCUGCAGCACCAUCUUCCCCACAUAAAACAGUUAUACAUAUAUUUCAUUACAAUCCCACAGUCUUCUCUUACAGAAAUUCAGCACCCACAGGCUGAUGGGACAUUUAGGAAGUGUUCUCAGUAUUUCAGUCACAGAUCUGACAGGAUAAUAAGUUUAUGACAAGCACAGGGUUUAUAAUAACCAGAAUGACUGGGAGGGAUUUCAUCUAAUUUCAGUCUGUUGCUAAAAAAUGUCUCAGUGCUUUCUAACUGCACGGGCAUUUCCAGGGGAAGCAUCAGGAUGAAGCUGCCUGGAAAUUGAUGACUUGGAGCAGCACCAGAGGUGGCAAGUUCAGGUUCAGAAAAUACAAAUCCAGACUGAGAUUUUGUUUCAACCACGCAGUUGAGUAUAAAGAGUCACAGUCUCAGAGUACUCAACUGGUUGGUUGAAACAAAAUCUUGGUGUGGAUUUGUACUUUCUGAAUCAGAUUUUUGCACCUCUGCGAUAUGGCUGUGCUGGAGGGGGCAGCUUGAACAGCCCACAGCUGCAGAAAAACCAAUAUUACAAGCAUAUUUAAUUAGGGUGAAGAGAGAAACGGCCAUUUUACUGCCGCAAAGAAUGAGGGAGUGUAUUCAAAGUUGUCUUUUCUUGUCCGACUGUCUUGAUGCGCAAAAGAAAGUACCUUCUGCUUUGCCCUCAUAGUCACGUGAUUGGCUUUCAGCCUCUGGCAGAGGGGCAGGUUUGUUAACCCAGUUAUGUCAAUAGCCCUAAGACACAAUUCGCUUGUGUAAUUCCACCUGGCAGACUGGUGGCACCAUGCAUAUGAGAAAGUUCUAGGUAAAAGCAGUAGAAGUUUCUAGUGUCAGAUACCUACGGUAAUAAGGCAGAUCAUAGUUAAAAAUAUAUACACAUUUACAUUUUACACAUCUAACAGAUGUUUUUGUCCAAAGUGAUGUACAUAUGAGGUAAAUUGCAUAUUGCAAACAUACAAUCUGCAAAGGCUAUAACUAGGUGUAAGUGCAGCUAGACUGAGCUUCCAAUUAAUGCCCAGGUACAAGUGUAAGCAAUAGUGGAUCUACACAACUUCUAAUAAAGCCUUAGAUUACAUUAUGAAUCCUUGGGAGACACAUCCAUCCAUCUUCUGUAACUGCUUGUUCUAUUCAGGGUUGUAGGGGGUCCGGACGGUAUCCCAGAAGCUAUGGGCGCGAGGCAGGGAACAACCCAGGAUGGGCCGUCAACCCACCACAGAUCUCAGGAGACAAGCUUAAUUAAUAUACAACUGUUUAAUAAAAGACACAGUAAUUCACAUUCUGGUUCCGUUUAUUCCAUUGUUUUUUGGUUACUUUUUUAGGUAUCAUGUCAUCCUGGAGCCUCUCUGCUGUAUGAGCAAUAGUGACGUAAUGGAGGCAGAGUUCUUCCCAUCCUUGCCCCCAAACCUGUCCGAGCCACUGACGUACAAAGACACCUUCCUUCCGGGUGGCGUGUUGGAUGGCAGUCUAACAGACGGAGUAUCAAAUGUCACCGAUCUCAACUUUGACAAGACCAGCACCGUGGUCAUUACCUUCAUGUACUUUGUGGUCUGUGCCGUGGCCCUCUCCGGCAACAUGCUGGUCAUCUAUGUCAUCCUACGUUAUGCCAAGAUGAAGACUGUCACCAACAUCUACAUCCUGAACCUGGCGGUGGCUGAUGUACUCUUCAUGCUCAGUCUGCCCUUCAUCGCCAUCCAGCUGGCUCUGGUUCACUGGCCCUUCGGUGAGGUGAUCUGCCGGGUCGUCAUGACCGUAGACUCACUCAAUCAGUUCACCAGUAUCUUCUGCCUGAUGGUGAUGAGCAUCGACCGCUACUUAGCUGUGGUCCACCCUAUCAAGUCCACUAAGUGGAGGAAACCCCGAAUGGCUAAAGCCAUCAACUUGGCUGUGUGGAGCAUCUCUCUGUUGGUCAAUCUGCCUAUUGUCAUCUACAGCGGCCUAAUCUUUAAGAAAGACAGCUGUUUCUGCACCAUUGUGUGGCCUGAACCCCAGGAGAACUACUAUAAAGUCUUUAUAUUUUACACCUUCUUCCUGGGUUUCUUUUUGCCACUCACAGUCAUCUGUCUCUGCUACCUGCUUAUCAUCGUCAAGGUCAAGUCCUCAGGGAUCCGGGUGGGCUCCUCCAAGAGGAAGAAGUCAGAGCGAAGGGUGACACGCAUGGUCUCCAUUGUGGUGGCUGUGUUCGUGCUCUGCUGGCUGCCCUUCUACGUCUUCAACGUCACCUCGGUGACGGGCACCAUCAGCACCACACCGGCACUGAAGAGCACCUUUGACUUCGUGGUGGUGCUGGGCUACGCCAACAGCUGCGCCAACCCCAUCCUUUAUGCCUUCCUCUCAGAGAACUUUAGGAAGAGCUUUCAGAACGUCCUGUGCUUGAAGAAGGUGGGCGGACUGGAUGAGGUCGAGCGUACCGACAGCCGGCAGGACAAAUCCCGCAUGGUGAACGAUCCUACGGAGACGCUGAGCACGCUGUUCAACGGUGACCUACAAACCAGCAUUUAAGCCCCAGACUGCGGGAACAUCAGGUAGAGGGACACUUAUCUUCCAUCACAGAAAUACUGCAGAAUAUCCAACACGACACAAUCCAACUCAAGUAUUUUCCAUUCAGUUCCAGAAUAAUAAACUUUGAAAUGGUAAAGCAUCUGGCUCCACAAGGCAUAUUAGAUGCAUCCAGCGUGGACAAAGUAUAAAGAAGGUUCCAGUCUAUGAUGCUUGGAGAAUGAAAGAUGCCUGCUGAAAGAUGGUGAUGAUUGGAACAUCCAGUUACAGGCAGAUUCCUUGGUCUGUUCACAAUCACUGUGCAAUUACAUGUUUUAUUGGCUCUCAUGCUCAGUUUUUAUUGUAAAUGUGUCCCUUCACAGUCAGGUCACCAUCAUUGUUUCAAUGAUGAAAGUUUAAGGAUUCUUUAAGAGAUGUACAUUCAUUCCUGAGCUUUCAGCUGCAACAAAAUCUUUAGUGUUGCUCCUCCACUGUGCCAGUCCAAGGGGUACAUGAUGGUGACUAUAAUCUCUAUCAUCACGUUUCUUUCAGAACACUGGCUUUAAGAUUUAAGCCAACUUUCAAAUGAACCACAUUCACAUGUAAACUGUCAAAGCUUUGGUUUGUUUGGACAGGAAAGCAUACCCAAAUAACCAUCAGAUUAAGAGGUAGCAAUUUCUUUGCUGUAUUCUAGUGAUGGACAAAACGAUGCUUGAUGAACCAUUUGUUGUAUUUUUUGACCCCACUAGAUGGUGCUCUUGGUUUGCUUUUAGGCAUGCUUUGUGUCCUUUUUCGGUAAGACAUCUAGUGGAGUGAAAAAAAUACAGCAAAUGGUUUAUGAAGCAUAAUUUCGUGUGUCAAUACUGUCUCAUGUGACAGUGUCAGUAAAUAAUUAAAUGUCCUUUCCAAGGCAGAAGCAAGAAUGUCAAUAUGUGGUCCAUCAAAGGCCUUUAUUCACUCUUGGCUUGAUCAGGCUUUGAGAAUGUGGCAUCAUUUAAGACAUGACUGAGUUUCAGCACUCAGGCACAUUAAUACCAAAAUAUUAAGUGAAGCAUAGCCUUUGCUGGAUAUAUUGCAGAUCUCUCCUGACAUGUAGAGGUACAGAAACAAAGCAACAUGAAGAGAGAUUGCAGUGCCCAUCCUAUUCCCAUUGCAUCCUUUAGAUCAGUGUUCUCAAUUCAAUUCUCAGGGACUCAAACAGUCCACAUUUUUGAUCCCAGCUGAGAAGGAGCAAAAAUGUGGACUGCCUGGCAGGGAGCUGGGAGCAAAAAUGGGGACUGUCUGGGGAUCCCCAUGGACCUGGUUGGGAAAUAUUUCUUUAGAUUGCUAGAUAAAAAGAGGGCUUCUUUAAGUAGAAUGGCUAAGGAGGAUUACUCCAAGACCUAACCUAAAGUCUAUUAUGUUUGUGCAUAUGUGGAAGUUAGGGAGUGUAAGAAUGAAUGUGCGAGAAAGUGAGAAUGAAUGGGCAAGGCUUUCUACCCAAAUCACUGUUGAUGUUACAACUCACGCGUCUCACCAUGAUCCGUACAAUGAGUGGUGUUUACUCGGCCUGGCAGCCUAAACUCUAAUCAAACGGCUGCUGGACUUUGCAGUUCCCUGCUUUACGAAGAAUUUGUCAUCCUUGUCAUGUUGAUGUUUUUUCUGAACAAAAUACGCCGCCACUAAUGAGUUUCCCUGAAGGAUUAAACAUUAUAGGAAAUUUGAAAGGUUCUUUGUUUUAGGUUUUAUUUACUGCCCACACAUUUAUUUAGAUGAAUUAUUCAAGUAAAAUUUAAAAUUAUAUAAAUUAUUAAAAACUAUUUAUAAUUAACAAACGAAAAAUGGUGUAACUAUUGCAAAGACAAGUAUCACAAUGUUGAAUGAUUACAGUAAAAAACGGGCAUACUUUUGUCAUGGGUCUCAACAGCCCAAACCGAACUUUGCGCAUACAGGUUCACAACUGUAAGGAGGUCAGAAAGGUCUGGCACAUGGCGCCCGUGACUCCAGACAAUGGAUCACCUCACAAGGGGCACUUCCCUGCAGUUUCCAUCUCUUAUCCUUUGCCUAUUUUAAUUCUUCAGACCUUCUACUGCACGUAUGCUCAGACACUGAUUGGCCAUCAGGAUGUUUGGGAAUUUUCCCAAUAGGCCUCGUACAAUACGCAUCUGACAAUACUAUGUAAUAGUACACUAUGUCUAAGAUACAUCAGCGUGAUGGUGUCCAGUAAUUUAAAGAGCUUCCCCCUGAAAUGGAACCUAAGGUGUGAUUGUUCAGUGCUCGCCAUCUAUUGGGAAAAACCUGGUACUGCAGUCUAAUGCAUUUCUUCUUACUUUAUACGGCAGCAGCACCAGGCUAUAAAAUAGAUUUGAUACAGUUGACAAACUUUUCAUAGUUGAUAAAAUUGUUUCUUUAAAAAAAAAAAUAAAAAACCUGAUUUCUAACUGCAUAGUUACGCAGAACAGCAUACGGAAGCCUUGCAUUAUAGCAUAUAAAAUGUCAGUUAAACAUGAAGCAUUGUCAGUAUCAACAUGCGUAGAGUAUUGGAGUUCUAUGAAAUAAAUUAUACAAUUUUUUUCUAAUGAACGCAAUACAUUAUUAUGUCCACAAGCUGGCAGAAAAGAGUAAAUAUUUAGGAGCAGCAGGGGACAAUAUGACGGUCCUGAACUUUUACUGUGAAGUACCACGUUUGUAUUGUUCUUGUUCUUUUUUUCCUGUGUUUUUGUAAAAUGCUAUAUAUUUUACAGAUCUGUAUCAAACGACUAAAAUCACUGCAUAAAACCAGUCUAUUAAAUACCCAUCAGAGUAAUGCUGAAAAAACCCAUGUAAAUCUGCUUUAAUUGUGCGUUUGCACAUUUCUUUCCCAUCUUUUUAUACGCAUACUUUCAAACCCGCUGGACUUCAUAAACAUUCAGUAAAGAAGACAGGCAAUAUAUUUUGGUGAUGUUUUUUUGUUUGUUUUGUAACAUUUUCUAUAGUCACUGGUGUACAAAGUGAUAUUACCUUAAAAUCUGUAUUGGUUUAUUACUUGCGAGGUCAAUAAUGACGUCCAGCAGAAAUUACCGUCUCUUCCGUGAUGAGGGCAUGCCUAUGGAUCACGUGACUUUUAAAAAAAUUUUUACCUUCAGUUUUGCACUUGCUUAUUACAGUGUUAAUACCAGAGCUAAUGUAAUUCUACAACCGCAAGCUACAUAGCUACUACAUUGGUUUUGUGCCAUAUUGUUAAUUCUGGGAAGGUUUUAUCUCAACCAUGAGACUGGGACCAAAGAAGAGAGCAUGGAAAGGGAAUUUAAAUGCUUGCUUGCACAGCCAUGACUGAACUGCCUUCUCCAGAUGCACCUGACUAGCAGAACUUACAUGUACUGUAAAUAGAUUUGCCAGCCAAAUCCACCAACAGGCGCCUGUAAACAUGUGGUUGUUGUCACUUACUGUUAUUGCUGCGGCGAUUAGUUGAAAUAUUGCCACCAUUAAAGUAAAUCACAUAUUA